AAGACAUGAUAGUUUUUAUUCACAGAGCAGAUUCAAACCUCUCUAGCAGCAAGUAAGACUUUUACUAAGGAAAGGCAACAGUGAGAAAAGUGCAAGGUUUAAACUGAACAGAAAAACCUCCAGCCAGGAACUUAUUUUACAGAUUAGAUAAAUAGACUCUGUAAGUGCAGCAGAUCAAAUUAAUCUGCAAAAUGCAAGCUGUUCGUCAGUGUUCAGUGUGUGCGAGCCGUGCCGCUACAGGACUUGUGCGGAAUCAGAUAGAUAUUUCAGUGCUGCGGACCAGCAAGAGCGUGCUGAGGAGAGGAGCAGCCUGCAUUCGUUUCCUCGGCAGCUCUGAGAGCAGGAUACCUGGAAACCAGAAGUUUGGGGAACCGAUAAAGCCUUCACACAUGAGCAUAGCAUCUUUAAGCGUUGCCCGUGGGUUUUGCACUGUCCGUUUUACACAGCAAGUGGAAAACCUCUCACAUGACUCUCUGAUCAGAAGAGCUGCCUCAGUGAUUACAGACAGCUCAUGUACUUUCCUCUCCCAGACCACCUUGGCUUACUUUGAUGCCCUUGCAGACUAUUCAAAGGCUGUGCACUCACGCAUUGCUUUUCAAAGACAAUAUUUGGCCUCACUGGGAAAAAUUACCCCAGCAGAGGAGGAUUCACUCCAGCAAGCGAUCAAUGGCUGGCGUGCAGAGGCUAGUGAAAGACUAGUCGAAUGCAAACGUUAUGAAUCAGCUUGGAUCAAUGCCAUCAGCCUGUGUAAAAUGGCAGCUGAGGCAGCGUGCACUUCAGGAGCUCACCAGGCAUCCAUCUCAAUGAGGACAAACAUCCAGGUGGCCCAGUCGCAGGUGGAAGAAGCACAGAAACUUUCUGCAGAGGCAGAUAAGAAGCUGGCUGAGACAAAAGUAGAAGAGAUCCAGAGGAUGGCAGAAUAUGCUGCCUUCCUUGAGGAUAGUGAUGGGCCUGAGGUGCAUGAGGCUUAUCUACGAGAGGACUAACACAGACAUAUGGGAAAACAGGAAAACAAUGUGCAAGUGCUAUUGAUUUCAAAGUAAUAUGAGCUCAACUUUGAAAACUUUUUCUACUCUUUUUGCUGUAAUAGCUUUCCUGCUGUGAGAUAUUUACAUGUUUACUUUCACAGAAGAACAAAGCACAAAAGGCUAAUUUUGAAAAUAAAAUUAACAAUAAACCACUUGCAUAUAUUUUUAUUUAAGACUAUUUAUUAGGGUUAGUAAAUGUAGGAAAACAAUGGAAUCACUAAUAUUUUGUUCCAGUGAUUCUUAUCCAUCAGUGGAUUACAAUAUAUGUUUUGCUGUAACAAAGAUUUUUUUUUAAAUAAAAUGACUGUGUCCUCCUC
This is a messenger RNA of Maylandia zebra (zebra mbuna), 1345 nucleotides long. RefSeq names its product diablo IAP-binding mitochondrial protein. NCBI's taxonomy places the organism in Eukaryota, Metazoa, Chordata, Actinopteri, Cichliformes, Cichlidae. The record is from RefSeq and is a predicted model, not a curated record. Gene Ontology annotation, cellular component: mitochondrion. Gene Ontology annotation, biological process: intrinsic apoptotic signaling pathway in response to oxidative stress; neuron apoptotic process.